Molecule: messenger RNA, 1193 nt
Organism: Harmonia axyridis
Lineage: Eukaryota; Metazoa; Arthropoda; Insecta; Coleoptera; Coccinellidae
Product: F-box only protein 6-like
Exons: 2
Coding region: 117-1067 (316 amino acids)
Biological process (GO): glycoprotein catabolic process; SCF-dependent proteasomal ubiquitin-dependent protein catabolic process
Cellular component (GO): SCF ubiquitin ligase complex; cytoplasm
Molecular function (GO): protein binding; ubiquitin protein ligase activity
Source: RefSeq, a predicted model, not a curated record
UAUGGCCUGAAAUUAAUUUGACAAACAGAAAUAUUCGAUUAUUUUUUGUUAUUAAAGGGUUAAAAUAGUACAGGUGGGAAAACUUAGCAGUCUUCUCAAAUGCCUGUGAAAUAAAAAUGGGUUUGGUUUUCAGUUCCAAUAGCCGAUUCGAUAUGGAAAAUGACCAAUAUGAUUAUAUAGGUGCUUUAGAAUAUAAUUUUCCGGAUGAUAAUCUAGACAACGGAUUAUGUUUAAGUGAAGUUUACCUACCAGAAGAGAUAAUAAUUCACAUUCUAAGUUUUGUGUCUGUCAAAGAUAUCUGGAAACUUCGUUUGGUUUGUAAAAAAUGGUACAAUUUGACGAAAACUCAUAGUUUAUGGUCUACCAUUUUUCGACGAUUAAAUAAAACUCCCAGGCCACUGCCUUGGUAUGUAAGCUAUAAGUGUUUGGAUAACAGUUGUUUCGACAAAAAUUUGCUUAGAAAUAACUGUGGUAAAAAAAAAUUUAGUCAUUGGAUGAUUCUUGAGGAUGGGGGCAAUAGAAUGAAAGUUGAAGACUCUCCAGUUGGCAGUGAUCCUAUUCCAAACAAUAUUCCUGAUUUUGAGGGAGCUAAAAGUUGUUUUGUAACUUCCUUUUCUUCAUGUAGUAAGAUGCAAAGGAUAGAGCUUAAUGGAAACCUAACAAAAUAUAUUGUAAAGAAAUUCAAACCCCACAUUUAUGUUAGCGAAUGGUAUGCUGGUCGUUUUGAUUGUGGAGGUUAUUAUCAACUCAAAGCUGUUAUUUAUCGUACCGCUAAAAAUAAAGUUAUUGCGCAAGAUGAUAAUUUACAAGAAGAAUACCCUAUUGAUAUUGAGAAUGAAAUUAUAAUUGAAGAAAAAAAAGAAAUACAAUUUAUUGCAAAUGAAGCAACUCAAUGGAAAAAGGUAGAGAUUGUGAUUAAGGAUUAUACUGAGGAUAUUGAAGGAAUUUUAUUUGAGCAUAAAGCAAAGGAUAAUCAGUUUUGGGCUGGACAUUAUGGACCUAAGAUGGCUGGGGGAGUAGUUAAAUUAUUAUCUGAUAGUAUUCAACCAGUUUCAAACAAUCUUUGAAUUCAAAUAAGCAAAGAUUAGCUGUUACUUUAGCUAGGUUAUGUGCUACCUAAAAUUUCUUAUCAUCUGUCCAGUUUUCUUGAAAUGUAUUUUAUAUAAAUUUUAUUAUAUACUACCAAUAGUUAA